CCAGACCGGAGUGCCGGGGUUUCGGACUCAGGAGCUUCUGUCUGUGCAGAUUACUUAAUUUAUUGAUAUUAAUUUAGUCUGUUUGACACUGAGGCUGGCUUAAAACUUUUUACAUAGUCCAGGUUGGCCUCGAACUCGAGGCAAAACUCCAGUCCUAGCCACCCUAAUUCUAGGAUGACAGAUUUGCGCCACUGCGUCCGAACUGCUCAAUGCAUUUUUAAGUAGUUUGUUUUCCUCAAAGGAAAAUCCCGGCUACGGGAUUUUAAUGGCUUUAUUGGGGUGGGGUGGGGUGGCGAACGAUCUGGUGGUAUUAGAGUGCAAGACCAGGGAAAGAAAAAAGCGAAGCGGUUGGGAGAAACAACACAGAUGUGAUGAUAGGCACUGAAUCUCGCCAUGUUAAGGAGGCGGUCCACGAACUGGUGUUGCAGGCCCGUGGAGUGCUAGCGGGUCCAGCGUCCAGCGGAGAAGAUGAACGGCCCCAGCGCCAGGUCCAGCCACCUGUCGCAGCCAGUGGUGAAGAGUGUGCUGGUGUACCGCAAUGGGGACCCCUUCUUCGCCGGGCGCCGUGUGGUCAUUCAUGAGAAGAAGGUGUCCAGCUUCGACGUCUUCCUCAAGGAAGUGACGGGCGGCGUGCAGGCGCCCUUUGGGGCCGUUAGGAACAUCUACACCCCGAGGACCGGCCACCGCAUCCGGAAACUGGACCAGAUCGAGAGCGGGGGCAACUACGUGGCUGGGGGCCAGGAAGCCUUCAAGAAACUCAAUUACUUGGACAUAGGAGAAAUCAAGAAAAGACCAAUGGAAACUGUUAAUACUGAGGUGAAGCCAGUCAUCCAUAGCAGGAUCAAUGUGUCUGCUCGCUUCAGGAAAUCGCUGCACGAGCCUUGCACUAUUUUCUUGAUUGCAAAUGGAGACCUCAUAAACCCAGCUUCUCGACUCCUCAUCCCUAGAAAAGCUUUGACUCAGUGGGAUCACGUGCUGCAGAUGGUCACAGAGAAAAUAACUCUUCGGAGUGGGGCUGUCCACAGGCUUUAUACUUUAGAAGGAAAGCUGGUUGAGAAUGGGUCAGAGCUGGAGAAUGGGCAGUUUUACGUGGCCGUUGGCAGAGAUAAGUUUAAGAGACUACCUUACAGUGAGUUACUUUUUGACAAGUCAGCAAUGAGAAGGCCCUAUGGUCAGAAAGCUUCUUCACUGCCUCCCAUGGUUGGAUCGAGGAGGUCUAAAGGGAGUGGAAAUUAUCGCCAAUCUAAGUCAACUGUCGGCUCCAGCGAUAACUCAUCUCCUCAGCCUCUGAAGAGGAAAGGGAAGAAAGACACAAAUUCAGAAAAACCCACAAAAGUGAAACAAAUUGUGAAGCCGAAGGAUUCCCCAAAAGCAGUCCUAAACAAUGAUGAAGGCAUUUUCAAAGCUGGAGCAGAGAGAUCUGAAACCAGGGGGGCAGCAGAAGUCCAAGAAGACGAAGACACACAGGUUGAGGUUCCAGUUGACCAGAGGCCAGCAGAAAUAGUUGAUGAGGAAGAAGACGGUGAGAAAACAAACAAAGAUGUCAAGCAGAAAGAAGACUUCUCAGCGAUGAAUGGUGACGCUGAAGAUGGAGAGGGUAGGGAAGCUGCUGAUGGCCCUAAGCGAGAGGAGGAAAUCCCAGAGCAUGGAGAAGAGAAGGCAAGUUCCUCUCGGGUAAACGGUGUCACUGAUGAAGAGAAUGGUGAGGAAGUGGACCAGGUUACUGAGGAGCUUCAACCAGCAGUGGAUGAGGAAGGAAAGACUGAAGGAGACAGCAGUGGACAAGAUGAGGCUGACUUAGAUGCUCAAAGACCACCAAGACCAGAAGUGACAGUCACCAGUCCUCAAGAAAACGUAGAGAAUGAACAAAACAAGGACUCUUCUGCUGUGGCAUAGAUGUUUUUAAAGCAGGAACUAGAUGGGAUGUAAGAGCAUGCAGGGAUGUAAUACUUGAGUAAUGAACACAGCAUCUCUGUUAGGCAGAAUGUGUUAAUAUGGUGGGACACUACCUGCUGGAUUUUAAAAAUAGAGGCUAAAUGGAAGGUUAGGUAAUUUGUAGCUCAAAGCAGAAUGACUUAUGUUUAUGACAGAUGUUUAAAAAAUUCUUUUAGAAGAAUCAAAUAAGAGAGACAGAGGGGAUAUGUACCUUAAGAUAGUUGACAACCUGCAUUUGUAAAGGAGAAAGACAUGGGCUAGCUCCCAUUAGAUACUUUAUUAUAGACUUGGAAGCAAGAGUAUUGGCAGCUUGUUCUAAAGCAUUUAUCUAGGAACAUAUAGACUUUUAAAGAAUUGGUAAUAGAAAAAUAUGUAUUAUGUUCUUAAAGCAAUAAACUGUUGAUUGAACCAAUUGCAAUUUAGUUUCAGAGAUAAUUUGGAGAUGGCAAUAGAUCCAAACACUCUGAAGCUGUUGACAUUCCUUUCUUCCUCCAGCCAAGGUCCACCUUGGUCAAAGUCCAAACACAGCCCAAGGUGACUCUGGAGGGAGGAAAUGCUUCUCUAGGGCACUGGUGAUUCACAUCAGGUGUGUCUGCUAAGGCACACUCUCAGGCAAGAACCAGAGAGUGCGAUACGGAAAUCCUGUGAUUUUCACUGGUCUAGUCUGUCUGUACCAGGAACAAACUUUCUGCCUCCUAUAUGCUGCUGGAAACCCAAUAUUGAUUGAGAUUGAAUUCUUUCCAGGAUUAAAAAAAGAGAACAUUUUACUAAACACAAGGGAAUAGAAUAGGAAGCAACAAGUAGAUUUCGGACACCCAAUUCCUUCACUUCCUGCUGUGCUUCUGUCAGGAUGCCAUGGUUACAUAGGGAUAUCAUGUCUGUCCAUCCAUCUGUGCUUCCAUCCAUCCAUCCAUCCACCCAUCCAUCCAUCCACCCAUCCAUCCACCCACCCAUCCAUCCAUCCACCCAUCCACCCAUCCACCCAUCCACCCAUCCACCCAUCCACCCAUCCACCCAUCCAUCCAUCCAUCCAUCCACCCAUCCAUCCAUCCACCCAUCCACCCAUCCACCCAUCCACACAUCCACCCAUCCACACAUCCACCCAUCCACCCAUUCAUCCAUCCAUCCAUCCAUCCAUCCAUCCAUCCAUCCAUCCAUCCAAUCUCCUCACUUAUUAAACUUUCAAGCAGAUUUUUAGCCUUUUUUUUAGCCUUUCAAGCAGAUUCUUUUCUAUAAAUUUAGAUUCCAUCUGAUGGAAAUUGGUGAGAAAAACUUAAAAAUUUUCCAUAGCUCCUGAUUUCAGUUUGUGGAUGGACUAAAGUAAUGUGCCUUUACCUUGUGAGGUAUAGAUGAAGAAAAAAAUAAUUGCAUUAGUUUGAUGAUCAUAGUAGAGAUGAUGCGCCUCUUCCCUAAAUAUAGAAAUAUUAUGUAUUUCUCAUUUUAAAGAAUAUGUUUUUACUCAUAUGGAAAAUUUAAACUGGAAAAUUUUAACUUCUAGUGCUUUUGUAAGAUCCAUUACGAUUGUAAGUCUAAAAGAUUAUUUUCCUCUCCAGAUUUCACAACCAACCAUCUGGGAUCAAAAUAGUUUCAAGUUAUAUAUACUAAAGUGAUAUAGAAAAUAGAUACAUUUUCCCUCCAUAGCUAUUUUGAUUUUUCCGUGAAUAGAAAAUAUGAACAGAGCUUAUGAUGUCACAGUAUUUGAGAGACAUCAUGACACAAGGCCUGGGAAUCUGGGAGGAUGAUUUUAACUGGGACACAACCUGGGUUGUGCUUUCUCUGUACAAGCUUACUUUUCCAAAUCUGACAGUAUGAAACACAUGGACUGCCAGCAACCAUCUUGCCUGCUAGGGAAACAGAGAAGCUGGUCUUCUGAUGUGAAAUACUGGGGUCUGGGGUUGAUGAUUCAAAUAUUUUAUAAAAAUUGAAUAUAAGAAAUUUAAACUAACUCUCAAACUGAUUCUCUUUCUGGCAGUGAUGGGCAUUUCUCCUUAAUGGAGCAUCACUCUUUGUUCCCGCCUUUUCUCCAUUUCACUGCGAUUCUUAGACUCCAGGGUCCCUCUUGACAGCUGCCUUAAUGAGGCACAACACUGACAUUUUGCAUGAGAAAUAAACUGAGCUUUUAAGAACAUUUCAAGAAGGUUACAGGCAUAAUAAUGGCCACAAAAUGUUGAAAUAAAUGAGGACAUCAUCUUCUCCUGUGCAUGUAUUUUAAUACCUGGGACUCAAACAUGUGACUCAAAUCAAAAUCAUCUCUAUAUGUUGUCUAACAAAACAUGGAAUCAAUUAUCUAUUGAGAAUUAAAACUGUAGGCAUAACUCUAAAGGUGACCUUAACAAAAGUUGCAGGUCCGUUCACCUCUCAAAAGUGGCAGUCUCCUCUACGGAAAUUGGGUACCUAUGAUAGGUUAGGACCACAAGUAAGUGAGACUUACUGACAGAUUUGGGAAGCAUAUAUAGAGCAUAUGAAUGAGGUCUUGGUAAAGGGUCAUGCAUUGUUUAUAGAGAGGGCAUUUGGACAUAUAUCCAGUGUAUUGCUUUGAGGUGUCAAUUAUUUGCAAUUUCUUAGUUUUAAUUUUAUAUCAUUGCUGCCUUAGCCAUAUUUCAAUUUUAAAGACAUUUAUGAUCACUGGUUUGCUGGUGGAAUUGGAACAUUGGGAGUUUUGCACUUGACUGGAAGUGACUUUGACAUCACCUUCAGGUGAGGGGUCUGUUACAUGCUUGGCAUCUGUUGAAAUCACUGUUGCAUGCCCAUCAACUUCCUGCUACUGUCACUACAGGGCAGCCUCCUACUCUCUAUGUUCUCCUGGGGUCUUGAGGAGACAUGUUAUUUAGGAUGUUUUUCUUGUAUUUUAUGUUUUAAUGUCAGAAUGCCAGACUCAUGGGAAGAGCAUGACAUGGUUAUGUCUCCAGUUUUAUUCUGAAAGGGUUAAUUCUUGCUAUGGUGUCUAAAGACAUACCACAUCAUACAUAUGGCUUAGAAUCAGUCACAUAUCUCUGUGGGCGUGUAGCUGUGAAGUGACACUGAUAAGUUUUAUGCUGUCUAUCCUAGGGUAGGGCUCAAAACCCAGAAACCUCACAGUUUUCUCUAGAAGGCUGGAGAAAUGGCUUAGCAGCUAAGGUGCUUGCUACCAAACCUGAUGCCCUACACUGGCGUGCACAUACACAAAGCUCCCCGCCCCCAACAGCUGAAUAAAUAAAUGUAAAUACAUUGUUUUCUUUAGAACACCCUGCCUUAUACACAGAGGUUGAAUUUCACUAGUUUAGAGAAGAUCAAUGAGCUUAAAGCUGAGGCUGCAGUUGGGCACAAGAGGCUCACACCUGUAAUCUCACAACUUGAGCGGGACGGAGAAUCAAGAGUUAAAAGUCAUCCUUGGCUACAAAGUGUGUUUGGGGCUAACCUUUGCAACUUGAAACCCUGUCUCAAAAACCCACCAAUCAACCAACCCACCUACCUACCUGCUUAAGCUAAACUUGCCACUGCAGAAAAAUCAGAAGGUAUAUUCAUCACAUUACCAGAAGGUACAUUCAGCAUGUUAGUCAUGUCUUCUAAAGAAUCAAUUCUGCACUCUUAUUGUUGUUGUUAAAGUAGCAAAGCAAAGUGAAAAGGUAAAUGAAUCACUGAGUAGAAAGCGCCUCAUCUGAACUGGUGCCAAUCAGAACAAAACAGAAAGCAUAAUGUAGAUGCUGCAUAUCAGUACUUCGGCUGGUGCCGCCAUGCACUUUCAGACAUUAGGAAGGGCCUCCUCACUGAUGGUCGUUUUAGCAAGGCUUUCACGUGGAGAGAAACCAUGCUAGCAGUGUGAGAGCAAACACAGAGAGGCCACUGUUAUCAUGGUGUUUUAAUAUUGCUUUACUGAGACCAAGAGAUAUACUAUUCUUCCCAAAUAAGAAAGUUACCAGCAUCAUUUAAACUAGGCAUGGUGGCACAUGCCUGUUAUCCCAGUGCUCUAGAGGUAGAGGCAGAGGGAUCAGAAGUUCUAGGUCAUUCUCAGCUACAUAGCGAGUUCCAGGCCAGGCUGAGCUCUAAGCGAUCUGCCUAAAACAAAAAAGGAAGAGAUGCUAAAAUUAGUUUUAGUCACAAUUUAAAAUGAGAGGUAUCUAUUUUGUUGCCUGAAUUGAUGGCAGACUACAGUUUGUGCAGCAUCAUAAAGUAGCAUCUAUACUAUUUUGUGGGCAGGGAGAAAAUCCAGGACUCUUCCUUGUGUCCAGAAACCAGAUACAACAUAGUGUGACUGUAAUACAGUGUCACCCAGGGGUGGAACCAGUUUCUGAAGGUUAGUCUGUUUUUCUGACUGGAGACCCCUGGACUUUCUUGUUACUGAAUGCCACAUUCAUAAACAUCAUAAGGCUUUGCUUUUGAAAAAUACCCUAGUACACAGAUAAGUCUGGCUUUUGCAUUGUGUAUUUUACCCCAUCAAAUAUGAAAGACAGGUAGGGAAUGAAAGAAUGUCCAUGUAUGUUGAGGAGGAAAUAAAUUAUUGUUUUUGAAGAGUCAUAAUGCUGGUAGAAGAUCUGGAAUUAGGAAAGAAUUAAAAAUAAUAACAAAAAAGCACUUAUAAAAACCAGCGGGGACUAGUGGGCUCUGGUCAUCUAAGCCAAUGGCUGCCUGGCUAUGCUCUGUGAUUGGGACCAAAUGAAUUCUGUGCAGGUUUAUCAGCUUGAAGUGCAUUGUUCAAUGGACUGGUUCAGUUUUUGUCAAAAACUGGGAGUGGCCGUGACCAGCUUAGAAGACUGGGGGAGGCCCUGUUGCGUUUGGGCUUUCCUUGCAUCGGAAAUUGCUAACACGCACAUAGUAAUGGGCGGCUUUUAAUGCUCUAUGCAGAGAUAAAGUUAAGCUCAUCAUUUCUGUAGCUUUUAUUAUAUUUCAAAUGUCUUUAUGUCAGGAAAAGUACGUGUUUUGAUCGAAUUAUGAGAUGUACCUUUCUUUUCUGUAUCAGAGCACAUUCUAAAAUGCUUGUGUACCCUGCCUGUCCUCUGAGUAGAUGGGUGUUUUAUGUCGUUAACAUGCAUGUUUAGCAUUCCCAUAUGAUAUUAUGUUGUUAAUAUUUCAUGUGUGGAUCACUUUUGUAGUAUUUUCCAGGAACACAAUAUGUACACAAACUUAUGUAGGCAUUCAGCUCAUUAGAGGAUACUUCUGUUUGUAUAUAGCAUAGACAUUAAGCUGCAUCAUGUUAUUUUUUUAAACUUCAUAUGCAUGUUUAUUUGAUAAAAAUUCAGAUCUAUUAAAAUCGUUAUUUCUUUA
Molecule: messenger RNA, 7176 nt
Organism: Peromyscus californicus insignis
Lineage: Eukaryota; Metazoa; Chordata; Mammalia; Rodentia; Cricetidae
Gene: Dcdc2
Product: doublecortin domain containing 2
Exons: 11
Coding region: 469-1896 (475 amino acids)
Biological process (GO): intracellular signal transduction; regulation of cilium assembly; cilium assembly
Cellular component (GO): microtubule; microtubule organizing center; axoneme
Source: RefSeq, a predicted model, not a curated record